This is a messenger RNA of Ilex paraguariensis (yerba mate), 621 nucleotides long. The record is from the annotation of a GenBank genome assembly. NCBI's taxonomy places the organism in Eukaryota, Viridiplantae, Streptophyta, Magnoliopsida, Aquifoliales, Aquifoliaceae.
AUGGAACCUCAUCAAAUCCCCCCAAAACCUCCAGACAUUACCAAAAAUUUUGCUUCAUUAUUCAAGAAACCUUUGACUGUGGAAAAUCCUUUACCGAUUCUGGUUGCUUCAGAAAUAAAUUCCUUGACAUUUGUUGAUCCGUUGGGAUGUAAUAACACCGUUUCUGUGCCUCUGAUUUCUCAGUUGAAUCGAAACAAGCUGACUGUUCAGAUUCUUCCUUCGACUGUGUCACCUUCGACGAAUAACCAAAACACUUCUUCUGAGUUAGGGAUUCAGAUUCCUUUCGACUCUUCAAGUAUUCGAAACAUACAAGGAGUUAACCAAAUCCCCCAUACCUCAUUGAAUUCCCAAUCUAUUUCGAUUUCUCAAGGUCUUUCGAGGGACCGUACUUUGCCAAAUGCUCAGAUCUCUGUUUCGGAGAAAGAUAUUCAGAAUCCAGUCACUAUAUCGAAUGUUCAGCAUCCUUCUGUUAUUCAUGUUCCUUCUUCUACAAUCCUCUUUGGAUCAUUGAAUUCUGUAAAUCCUGCUAAGAGAGUUGCUUUUAAUAAAGGGGAGCCUGGGAUGUAUUGGUCCCCUGUUGAGACUAUGGAGCUUUCAAAAAACUUAACCAGACACUUAUAG